Podarcis muralis (Common wall lizard) is the source of this 4024-nucleotide messenger RNA. It is a transcript of the gene KLHL29, whose product is annotated as kelch like family member 29. The record is from RefSeq and is a predicted model, not a curated record. Lineage: Eukaryota; Metazoa; Chordata; Lepidosauria; Squamata; Lacertidae. Gene Ontology annotation, molecular function: protein binding.
GAUAGGCAACCUCUGAAAAUCCCUUUGAGAAGAGGCGGAAGCCUCCUUUGGCCGAGAUGUCACGGCACCACAGCCGGUUUGAAAGAGAUUAUCGCACAGGAUGGGACCGCCGGGAGUGGAGCACCAAUGGGAACCACGUGAACAGCAGUAACUGCAACAGCACAGUGAACAGCAAUAGCAACAAUAGACCAGGGCUUCUGCCUGUGCCAAUUGUACCCUCGCGUCUGCAUGCCCCAGCCACAGUUGCUUGUACCACGGUGAACAGUGAUGUGAUAACCACGCUUGUGGCCAACUCUUCUGCAGCUGCAACAACCAAAACGCCUUGCAUUUCAAAGACAGAGAAUCAGCCACAAGGAUUAGCAACCAGCGUCAGGUGGGGACAGACACCCAUCAAUCAGUCUACCCCCUGGGACACAGACGAACCCCCAUCCAAACAGAUGAGGGAGACUGAAAACCCAGGUACAGCUCCAUGGGUUACAACAGUUGCAGCAGGUAGCCAGCCAACUCUUAUCACUCAUUCUUAUGGGAUGACUCAACCUCCGACCUUCAGCCCAGCUGUGAACGUCCAAGCCCCUGUCAUUGGAGUUACACCCUCACUCCCUCCUCACGUUACCCCCCAGCUUCCAUUAAUGCCAGCUCAUUACCAGCUUCAGCAGCAGCCUUCACAGCCUCUGAGUAACAUGGUUGUGAACCUGCAAAGCCAGCCUCUGUACACUAACAGCCAGCCCAUUACAAUGUCUUCUAUGACCGGGGUUGGUCAGGUGACUCACCCGGGCCACAGUGCAGUAGGGAACGGUCAUAUGACUUGUCCUAUCCUGCCUCCACCACCACCUGCUUUGCCUUCAGCCGCCCUACCUAAUAGCGUUCCGGCUACCAAUGGGCAGGCUGCUCCUCAGCUUCCUCCUAACCAGACGGGCAGUCAGGACAGCACAAAUGGCCUGCAGAUGCUACGGACGGUUGGUGUGGGAAAGUACGAGUUUACGGAUCCUUGGCACCCAAAAGAAAUGUUGAAGGAGUUGAACCAGCAACGCAGAGCGAAAGAGUUUACAGACCUGAAAAUUAUUGUUGAAGGCAAAGAGUUUGAAGUCCACCAAAAUGUUCUAGCUUCCUGCAGCUUGUAUUUCAAGGACCUGAUUAAAAGGUAUAACCCAACUUUAGUGUUUUGCAGCUAUACCCUGAGCCAGCGGUUAGGAACUGAACCCUUCCCACCCACCACCCACUCCAUGUCACCCCGGGACAGUAGCAGAAGCAGUGAGAAGCUGGAGUUGGAAUUAUCAAAUCUCACGGCGGAUGUCCUGGAAUUACUGCUGGAGUUUGUUUAUACAGGUUCCUUAGUAAUAGAUUCUGUCAAUGCCAAAACUCUUCUGGAAGCUGCCAGCAAGUUCCAAUUUCAUACAUUCUGCAAAGUCUGUGUGUCAUUUCUAGAAAAACAGUUGACUGCUAGCAAUUGCUUAGGAAUAUUAGCCAUGGCUGAAGCGAUGCAGUGCAGCGAGCUAUACAACAUGGCAAAGGCCUAUGCCCUGCAGAUUUUUCCGGAGGUGGCAAAUCAAGAGGAGAUUCUUAAUAUCUCGAAAGACGACUUCAUUUCCUAUAUGUCCAAUGACAGCCUGAACACAAAAACGGAAGAACUGGUUUAUGAAACGGUGAUAAAGUGGAUUAAAAAAGAUGCUGCGGUCAGAGCCCAGUAUGCUCCUGAGUUGCUGGCAGUGGUCCGCCUACCCUUCAUCCAUCCCAGUUAUCUGCUAAACGUUGUUGACAAUGAGGAGUUGAUAAAGUCUUCAGAGGCCUGCCGGGAUCUAGUGAAUGAAGCGAAGCGUUAUCACAUGUUGCCUCACGCCCGGCAAGAGAUGCAGACUCCGAGAACCCGACCCAGGUUAUCAGCAGGUGUGGCUGAAGUAAUAGUCCUCGUCGGAGGACGUCAAAUGAUCGGGAUGAAUCAACGCGCCUUAACAGCAGUAACGUGCUUCAACCCCCAGAGCAACAAAUGGUACCCCCUGGCCAGCCUGCCCUUCUACGACAGGGAGUUUUUCAGCGUGGUGAGUGCUGGAGACAACGUCUAUCUCUCAGGUGGCAUGGAGUCUGGAGUCACACUCUCUGACGUCUGGUGUUACAUGUCACUACUCGAUAACUGGAAUCUCGUUUCCCGAAUGACAGUCCCGAGGUGUCGGCACAACAGCCUGGUGUAUGAUGGGAAAAUAUAUACCAUUGGAGGCCUUGGUGUAGCAGGCAACGUUGAUCACGUGGAGAGGUACGAUACUAUCACCAAUCAAUGGGAGACAGUCGCUCCGUUGCCAAAGGCUGUGCAUUCUGCAGCUGCCACCGUUUGCGGUGGGAAGAUCUAUGUGUUUGGCGGAGUAAAUGAGGCUGGUCGUGCCGCUGGAGUCCUUCAGUCAUACGUCCCUCAGACUAAUACAUGGAGUUUUAUAGAGUCACCCAUGAUAGAUAACAAAUAUGCUCCUGCAGUCACUCUCAAUGGUUUCAUCUUUAUUCUUGGAGGAGCUUAUGCACGAGCGACCACCAUCUAUGACCCAGAAAAAGGCAAUAUCAAAGCAGGCCCCAACAUGAACCACUCCAGGCAGUUCUGCAGUGCGGUGGUUCUUGAUGGAAAAAUUUACGCCACGGGUGGAAUUGUCAGCAGCGAAGGCCCUGCUCUGGGAAAUAUGGAAGCCUACGACCCCAAAACAAACACAUGGACGCUUCUGCCCAAUAUGCCAUGCCCUGUCUUCCGACACGGCUGCGUAGUAAUUAAAAAGUACAUUCAGAGUGGUUGAUGGCCAUGAAGACGUGGAUAUCAAACAGGCUGUCGCCUGCGGAAAGUAGGCAAGAAAAAGAAACUGUCCUACAGAGAAAAAUCGAGGAAAUGAAUAACCGGCAAACAACCUGUCUAAAAUUGGGAAUAACCUCUACAUUGAAUGUAGAAAUUCAUCCUCACCUUUUGGUGAAGGAGCGGACAGCUCCAUGCUAUGUACGAUAGUGUGACUUAACACAAGUGUGCCACUAGAUGUCGUAGUGGCACUUGUUACAGACAGAGUUUUGGUUUACCCAGGUGCAAUAAUAGCAUUUCCCAUACGUUGUUUAACUAGGGGGAAAGGAAGAGUCGGCGUCAACACUCCUAGAGAGCAAGCUCGGUUCUUAAAACAACUGAUUAGGUUUUGCUAUUACACGUUAAGCAUCAGGCUAUGUGAAAGGAAGGUCAAAGUGUCCUUACCACUUUGAUUGCUACAUUUUUCUUUUAAAACCAACAUAUGCUUUUCAAUACCAAUGACCGAGAUAGAACUUAUGGGACAGACUGCGUAGAUUAAGGUCAGUCUUCCACCAGAGCAGAUGUCUAUUACGGCUCCUUAGAGCACAGCUAAUAAAGGGAUAGAAGUGUGUCUGUCUGUCUACUAGCAUUCCAUGUCCUUUUAAUGAAAAGGUUUUCUGAAAUUGUAUGCCAAUGUGAAUGUGUGGUCGUGAGGAGGGCUUGUUUCUCCCUUUCUACUGUUUUUCUACUGUAUGAACAAAAUGACAGCUAAAUUUCUGUAAAGCAAGAGGCAUCUAGGAGCUUUUAUUAAACUUUUAUUUAUCUAUUCAAAGUUUAGAAUGAAUAUUCUGUGUUGGGUUUCCCUAUUUUGAGCCAGUUACUUAAGGCAAUGCCUUUUAUUGGGGGUUUAAGAUAGCCACUGAACGACAGUCCACUAUCCAGGAUAUAUGCCACUGUCUAUAUUUUUGUCAUAUGAAUCAAGAUCCAAUCUAUUUUUUCAAACUCUCUCGCUCUGCCCCUUCCCCUUUCCCAAAUAUAUGUGGGAGUCUUAAAAGAAACCCUCUCUCUCCCCUCCAAGAGGCUUUCGGUGGCUGCUUGUCUUGGAAUAAACACUUCUGCAGCUUUCUCACUGCACAGGUUUAACAACUACAAUUGGAAACGCAUCAGGUUAUUUCCUACUUUAGAGAGGGGGUGUGGGGGGGAAAAGGUUCUGUAGAGUUGUAAGUAUAUACACAGCAGGGCUAUAUUUUUAUAUGUAUAUUAAAAUAUUGUAUAUUCAGA